AUGGUCGAGCCAGCCCAGUCUGAGCCCCAAGAGGCCCCAAGCCGGAAGCGCUCCAAGACUUCUGAUGAUAAUGAUGGAGAUCGGAGCAAGAAGCGCUCUAGAGGUCGGCCUAGGUUGGACACCAAAGAUGAGACAGCACAAGAGGCAAGUCUCCAGCGCCGGCGUACCCAAAUUCGCCUGGCCCAGCGAGCAUAUCGCAACCGCAAAGACACUGCCAUCACCUCCCUUGAACAAAAGGUUAGGGACCUUGAGCAGACCAAUGAGGAUAUGGGCAAGGAAUUCAUGAACUUCUUUGACUUUGUCCUAGCUCAAGGGAUGCUCGAGAAUGCUCCAGAGGUUGCACGACGCCUCAACGACACAACUCGCAAGUUCCUGUCUUUCACGCGCAGAAAUGCCGACGAUGCCGCUAAGGAGGCAAGCACUCCUGCUCCUGCCCCCGCUCCUGAUGAAAGGGAGGCACAGGUUGAGGACCGCCCACAGGAGAGGCACGGUUCUGGUUCGGGCUCUUCUAGUGCACCGAGUGACGAUUUUGUUCCUUCAAACCCAUCAGCCGCCGGUCCUGGUCCUCUGGAAACCCAACUCACCACUCCACCAAGCUUGGACCCUCUGCAGCAGCAACUGACACCGCCUGUUACUUUACCGUACGAAAUCAUCACCAUGCCGACAGCAGAGAACGCAAGUUUUCCAAUUUACGAUACCCAGGCCUCAAUCCCCUUCAGCCACAACCCGUUUACCUCACCACCGUACCCCGGAAUCCCUUCGCCAUCUUCAUAUGCAUCCCACGAGCGGACUUUUGGUCGCCGCCUCCAGAGAGCAACCGUCGAGGCUGGCCUCAGGCUGGUAUCGAUGAACAACCCUCCUCCCCACCGUUACGCAGCGGUGUUUGGGUUUUGCCUGUUGUUUGAGCCCAGGGAAGCCAUCAUCCGUCGUCUGACAAUGGUGCUUAGCAAGUCAAGAAAAGAGACCUUGAACAACUGGAAGUACCCGUUCACAAAUCUUGGUGGCGCGGGUACAUUCUUCUCGGGCCCAGGAGGAAACGGGCCCCAGCCAGGAAUGAACGUCCCUGCCAGCGAGAUGCCUAUUGGAAACCAAGGCUUACCAGAGCCUUUGAGGCCGCCAGAACUGACUGGCUUCUCGAUGGGACCAUUCAACUCAGAGACCGAGAGCAUGAGAGAUGACCGGAUUGAUAUUCGGAUGCGGAUGAUGCACAAGGGUUUCGAGGGAGACUUUUUUGACGCCGAUGAGGUCGAGACCUAUCUUCGCCAACGAGGUAUCAUCAUCCCCGAAAACGCAGACUUUGUCGAUGCUGAAAUCGACAUUGGAGAAUUUGACGGUUCCCCGAAUCUUCGACCCAACCCCAACAUGAACAACACUGCCAACAAUAGUUUCUUUGGCGGCCCACAAAUACCAACUUCUGGCCCAGAGCUUUUCACCGUACCUCAACAAGGCAUGGGUGGCGCACCUCACAUGUGGUCAAGCAGUAUACCAACGACUCUUACACCUGGAACCUCGUCCAUGACAACGACGCCUCUUAUGGCCCCAACGAUGGGCCAUGACUUGGGAUCGCUAAUGCCGAGUAUGCCACCGCCUGAUCAGCAAUUUAACCUCGAAUUGGGAUCCUUCAUGGACCCGUCAUAUUUCCCGCGAGCGUGGACGGACUCUAGCUGGAUGAAGACCAAGGUGACGAUUGAUGUCAACCGACUUGUUGCUGAAAUGACUAGCAUGGCAGUUUGCUUAGGAAGGACACCAGGCUUGCGGCCCAAGGAUGUUGACAAAGCAGUCAAAUCCGCAAUCGCAUUGACGGGACAGUGA
Fusarium keratoplasticum is the source of this 1812-nucleotide messenger RNA. RefSeq names its product BZIP domain-containing protein. Gene Ontology annotation, biological process: regulation of DNA-templated transcription. Gene Ontology annotation, molecular function: DNA-binding transcription factor activity. The record is from RefSeq and is a predicted model, not a curated record. NCBI's taxonomy places the organism in Eukaryota, Fungi, Ascomycota, Sordariomycetes, Hypocreales, Nectriaceae. The transcript has 3 exons. Bases 1 to 1812 code for a protein of 603 amino acids.